Molecule: messenger RNA, 1728 nt
Organism: Limanda limanda (common dab)
Lineage: Eukaryota; Metazoa; Chordata; Actinopteri; Pleuronectiformes; Pleuronectidae
Gene: wdr93
Product: WD repeat domain 93
Exons: 15
Coding region: 1-1728 (575 amino acids)
Biological process (GO): electron transport chain
Molecular function (GO): protein binding
Source: RefSeq, a predicted model, not a curated record
AUGGAAGCAGCUUGCAACGCAGAGAAAUCAAGAGUGGAACCUUUGAGACUGUCCAGGGCAGCACAGCUUCCAGAGAGCACCAGCUGCCUCACAUGCUCAGAGGAUGGCAGGUACCUCGGCCUGGGUCACUCCCAGGGCUUGUCUGUGUGGUGUACAACUUCUCUGACCUGUGCUGCAGACUGGCUGGAGGACAGACUGGAAAUGACAUCUAUUCAGAUGACCAGUAUGGCCGAGACGGCAUAUCUACUCGGCACUAUUGAUGAUAUGGGUGUUGCCAGAGUCUUUGCGUAUCACUGUGACACCAUCCACCUCCUCAGUGUUGUUAACAUCAUGGACGACAUCAACAAAAGAAGCGUUUGCUUGACCUUUGAACUGUCUCCCGGGGGACAUUACGGCGCAGCAACAAUCAGUUGUAACGGUGCAGUUUGGCUCGAAGUCCAUCACUUCCCCUCAGAGACCUGGGUGAAGGAGUUAGAGAUGGUGCUUUCACAGACACAGGAACCCAACUCCUCAGUAGACCUUGGAGUAAAAUGGUCUCCGUUGUCAGUGGCUAAAAUCAAGCCACCCAAUAUUACAGCAGAGACAACACUGGAAGGUCCACAUGUGGUGCAGGUGACAGAUUUUUUGACAUACUUUUCGGCUUUGGAUGUGGAUACUGGGCGUCACCAGGAGAAGGAACCGUCUUUUGAUACGAAUGCAGAAAAAAGAAAGCAGACAAAUGAAAGCACAAGAUAUUGCACCCAGCACUUUCUUCUGCCCUGUGCGCAGUUUCCUGGUGACCGCACUGCAAAGCCUCAGCGAGGGUUGCCUGUUUCUGUCUGUGUGUGGUGGAUUGGUAGUCGCAAUCUUCUUCAGUAUUUGAUCAAAAAGGCACCAAAGAACGAACCAGCAUCUUUUCUCCUUUCAGACAUGGAACCUAUGCCAGGUAUGUUGUGGCCGCAUGCAAAGAAAAUCCUCUGCUCUGCUGUGAGUAGAUGCACCCGCUACAUCGCUCUUGGACUCGACAAUGCUCUGGUGUCUGUCUGGGACAGGCAAUCUGGGUCUCAGAUGUCUGUCGUUUCGAUGUCCGCACCAGACUGUGCCAUCUCCAGGAUCCAGUUUGCGGAUCGCUGGCAUGUGUCCCCUGAUGAAGUCCAUCUCUUGCUGGUGUGUAAGACUGGAGCAAUUCACCGAGUCACCACAGGACGAGGGACAAAGUGCUGCACAGAGCUGCUCACUAAAAGGCCAAAAGACAGUGGGGGCCUCCCAACUGCCAGCGCGUCAGUGCCGUUCCUGCAGAGCACGUUCCUUGUGGUGCAAAGAAAUGGAAAAGUUUUCCUCCAAGAUGUCAUCAACAAAACCCCAGUGCGCUGCUUGAUUCCCCCUGAAACUCAUCGGAUUGCUACUCCCUGCAGCCCUGUUUAUGCUUUUAACACGAAACUGCAAACUCUGUUCAUACGAGGUGAUCAGGACUCCAGCUACAUCGCGACCCCUAAAGAAGACAAAGAUGGCCAGAGUCAUCUUCUCGUCUUCCAUUUUGGAGAGUCUGAUAUUCUCAAGCAGUUUAUUGUUUCCCCUCCAGACUCUCCACAGCCAGAAGAAACACAGAGCUUUGUCUCUCUAGAAGAAACCUGCAACCUCUACCUUCAGCAAAGGGCACUCUCUGUGGGUGAGAGGAACAAAGCUAUUGCACAAUCAUGGAAGCAACUACAAGAAGCUGCAGCAGAAACACAGCAAAGCUACAGCUAA